AUUUUAUCUUGCUUCUUGUGUGUGUUUUCUUUUAUUUAGCCUCCAGCUAUACGCAAAUACAAUACUCUAGUCCUUUUUGGUUGAAAGGACUCACUCUAUCUAUCCAUUGGUUUGCUAUUUCUUCAUCUCAACCACUGGUGGUUGCAUUGAAUCGGAGGGUGGGUGGGAAGACGUGUCUUCUUGUGUAGCUUUCCCUUUCCUCUCUUUUUCCCGGCGCAUGUGGCGGAUUAGACGCUCACUGCUUCCAUAAUUCAGCUUCUCCCAGGAACACUGUCUCCUCAUCUAAGAUUUCCUCUGCCUGGAGGGGUGGCCGACUGUGUCCAUCGCUUGGACUGUGUGAUUUCUGGCAUUCACCCAAGCCUGUGGAAGCUCUCUUGCGGAAAAGCAAAAAAAUAUUGGAUGGAAGAAGCGUUUGAAUUUCGAAGUUGGGCAGAAUUGAUUCCUGAUGCCCUAGGGGUAAUCUUCACCAAUCUUUCUCUUCAGGACAGGGUGACGGUGAUCCCCAGAGUGUGUAAAUCAUGGGCUAAUGCAGUAACUGGACCCUACUGCUGGCAAGAGAUAGACAUUAAGGAUUGGAGCAGCCGAUGUCAGCCCGACCAACUCGAUCGGCUACUUGAGAUGCUUAUCACAAGAAGUUGUGGAUCCCUCCGCAAACUCAGUGUUUCUGGUCUCCAAACUGAAAGCAUCUUCACUUUCAUUGCUGAAAAUGCCUGUUCCCUCCAGACUUUGCGGCUGCCAAGGAGCAGUAUGAGUGAUGCCAUUGUGGAACAGAUUGCUGGGAGGCUUUCUAUGAUUUCUUUCUUGGAUGUGAGCUACUGUAUUAAAAUCGGCCCCUAUGCACUUGAGAUGAUUGGCAAGAACUGCAAACUGCUAGAAGGGUUGUGUCGAAACAUGCAUCCGCUGGAUACUGCAGGCAAGCCUUAUCAGGAUGAUGAAGCAUAUGCAAUUUCCUCCACAAUGCCUAAGCUCAAACAUCUUGAAAUGGCCUAUCAUCUUAUCAGCACUUCAGGUGUCCUCCAAAUACUUGCAAACUGCCCAAAGCUUGAAUUUUUGGAUCAAAGGGGAUGUUGGGGUGUGACAUUGGACAACAUGUUCUUGAAGCAGAAAUUCCCAAAACUGAAGGUUUUGGGGCCUUUUGUUCUUGACACUUACGAGAGUGAUGGAUGGGAUGAUUUCUCAGAUGUGUCAGAUGCUUCUGAGUACUUGGCUUGGGACUUUGUGGCUGGUGGCAUGGGUGAAUACUAUGUUGAUGAUAGUGACAGUUAUGAUGGAAUGUGGGAUGAUGAAGGCAGGCUAGAUGAGCUUCAUUUUGGGUUUUAUGAAGGGAUAGAAGAUGCAGGAAUGUAUUGGCCUCCAUCUCCAUAAGCUAGCUGCUUUACUUGUGAUCAAUUGUAUGUUUUUUCUACUCUUGUAACUAAUGCUUCCUCCUACUUUACUUUUAUGUGGUGUCCUAUGAAUCAUGUGUUUUUCCUUCAGAAUUGAAGUAAGUUUGGCUUGCUUUGCCUAGCAUAUGCAUAACUGAGUGAUGUUGUUAUUGACCUACCUUAGAUUUCUUGUUUAAGUAGGCAAAGGAAAGGGAAGAAAAAGCUCCCUGUUUCCCAUGUUAGAGCUCUACAUGUAAUUGGAACAUCUGGUUUAACCAUAUUGUACCUUCCUGAA
Vigna umbellata (rice bean) is the source of this 1659-nucleotide messenger RNA. RefSeq names its product F-BOX WITH WD-40 2 (gene FBW2). Lineage: Eukaryota; Viridiplantae; Streptophyta; Magnoliopsida; Fabales; Fabaceae. The record is from RefSeq and is a predicted model, not a curated record. Gene Ontology annotation, molecular function: protein binding.